Messenger RNA from Funneliformis caledonium, 1647 nucleotides. NCBI's taxonomy places the organism in Eukaryota, Fungi, Glomeromycota, Glomeromycetes, Glomerales, Glomeraceae. The record is from the annotation of a GenBank genome assembly.
AUGCCAUCAACGAAGGGGGAUCAUUCGUCGUUAAAUUCAAACUCCAUAACAUGUGUCGAUACUAAUAGCAAUGAUCUGAAAUUUGAUCCAGAAGCUCAAAUAAUAGCUGAUCAAAUUAAAGUACCAUUAAGUAAAGUUGAAUUGAUCAUGGUGAUGAUUGGUUUGUCACUUGGAGUUUUCUUGUCUGCUUUGGAUCAAACUAUCGUUUCUACUGCAUUACCAAAAAUCGCUUCAGAAUUUAACUCUCUAGAUCAAAUUUCUUGGGUUGCCACUUCAUAUUUACUAACAAUGACGGCUUUACAACCAACUUAUGGAAAAUUUUCGGAUAUUUUUGGUAGAAAAGAAACACUUUUAUUUGCAAUUAUCAUUUUCGAAAUAGGAAGUUUGCUUUGUGGUCUGGCCCCAAAUAUGGUUUCAUUGAUUAUCUUCCGUGCCAUAGCUGGAAUUGGGGGUAGUGGUAUCAUUAAUUUGGUUAUAAUCAUAAUAUCAGAUAUCGUCUCAUUACAAGAUCGCGGAAAAUAUCAAGGAAUGAUUGCAGGUGUUUUUGGUAUCGCUUCAGUGGUGGGUCCAUUACUUGGAGGCGCUUUUACAGAUCACUUAACUUGGAGAUGGGCAUUUUAUAUUAACAUUCCAAUAGGAGGAGUAACAAUUGUCGCAAUAAUAUUUUUGCUUCAUAUGCCACGCCCAAAAGGCUCACUACUACAAAAACUUAAACGGAUAGAUUAUAUGGGAACUAUUUUUAUGAUUUUAACUAUUGUAGCAUUUUUAUUACCAUUGAGUUGGGGAGGAAAUGAGUACGCAUGGAAUUCUCCUGUAGUUAUUGUGCUAUUAGUAGUUGGAUUUAUUGGAUGUUUGAUAUUUGCUUUGAUUGAAGUUAAAUUUUCCGUUGAACCCAUUGCGCCUCCACAUUUGUUUAAAAAUGUAAAUGUUAUUGGAAACUUUGGCACGAAUUUCUUUCAAGGAAUGGCAUUUUACGGAUUGGUUUAUUACAUUCCAGUUUACUUCCAAGUUAUAAAAGGUGAUAGUGCCACCGCGUCAGGUCUGGAAUUAAUCCCAUACAUUCUUGGUGUGGUAAUAGCGUCGAUAUCAACCGGUCAAUUCAUAUCACGAUCAGAUAUAGCAUCUUAUCGUACGAUAAUUAUAAUGGGUAGCGUAUUGAUCACAGUUGGAUCGGGAUUACUUACUUUAUGGAACGAACAUUCUGGAAGAGGUGUUCAAAUCGGUUAUAUGAUUAUCACUGGUGUAGGAGUAGGAAUUAUUAUUCAAACUACAAUUCUUUGUGGACAACAAAUUGUCGAUUAUAAAGAUGUCGCGUCUGUUACUUCUCUUUUAACCUUCUUUAGAACGAUUGGAGCCGUAUUUGGUGUCGCAGUAAUCGGCACUACAUUCAAAGAUGUUCUCGCUCGUAAUUUGAAUAAACUUUCAUUACCAACUGAAAUCAAUUUGGCUGUAAGACAAUCCGCUUUUGCAGUUCAAAGCUUGCCCGACGAUAUGAGAAUUCCGGUUAUAUCUGCUUACGUUAAUGCUUUGAGUGUUGCCUAUAUGGUUUUAGUACCAGCAGGGAUAUUAUGCACUAUUUGUGCAACCUUUGUAGGAAAUCAUAAACCUAGAAGGAGUGAAAAAGAGACGGUGGUGGUCUUUGAUUAA